Messenger RNA from Bubalus bubalis (water buffalo), 3773 nucleotides. RefSeq names its product zinc finger protein 211 (gene ZNF211). The coding region runs from base 319 to 1941 and encodes 540 amino acids. Gene Ontology annotation, biological process: regulation of cytokine production; regulation of immune system process; negative regulation of transcription by RNA polymerase II. The transcript has 3 exons. NCBI's taxonomy places the organism in Eukaryota, Metazoa, Chordata, Mammalia, Artiodactyla, Bovidae. The record is from RefSeq and is a predicted model, not a curated record.
CUGAGCGACUGAACUGAAUUGAACUGAUACAUAUAUUCCGUCCCCUUUGAACCUCCCUCUCCAUCCCACCUCUCCAGGUUGAUACAGAGCCCCUGUUUGAGUUUCCUGAGUCAUACAGCAAAUUUGGAGCCAUAGAAAAUUGUGAGGCAAAGAAACGUGACGUGUUAGGUUUGCAAAAUCACCAAAGUCUGUUCAAUGAAAGAACUAAUUGUAGGGAUGCUGAGGACACCGAAGCAGAUGGAGUUUAGGCUUUUUUUUCCAAGGACACACAAUUGCUGAGAGUGAAUAGAGGUUAGACACUCAUGGAACCUGGUUCAGAUGCCACCAGGUGUGCAGGGAAGGUCUCAGUCCCUGGAAAAUUGCCAGGAUCACAUCCCUCUAAGACUUAGCACUUCCCACAGGUUUCCAUGGCUGCGAAGGUGCUUUUCGAAUCUAAUCGGUGUGACCUUUGAGGAUGUGGCUGUGUACUUCUCCUGGGAGGAAUGGGCUCUCCUUGAUGAGGCUCAGAGAUGCCUGUACCACGAUGUGAUGCUGGAGAACUUUGCACUUACAUGCUCACUGGGCUGUUGGCAUGGAGUAGAAGAUAAGGAAGCACCUUCUGAACAAAGCAUUUGUAUAGGAGUGUCACAGAUCAGGACUCUCAAGGUAGAUUCAUCUCCCCACAAGGGCCAGCCCUUUAAGAUGUGUGGCCCAGUCUUGAGAGACAUUUUGCACUUUCCUGAGCACCAGGAAACACAUCUUGGGCAGAAACCAUACACAUGUGGAAAUCGAUUCUAUAUCUCUGCCAACCUUCAGCAAUACCAGGAGCAACACAUUGGAGAGAUACCCAUCAGAAGUUCUGUGGACACAGCCUUGAUUAUAAACAGCUGCACAACCCAUGUGUCAGGGAAACCCACUGUCGAUGGGGAGAUUGGGAACGACUUCUUAGUCAAUGUGGGAUUUUUCCAUCACACUGAGGAGAAGCCAAACAAUAGUAAUGAGUGUGAAGCUGUCUCUCACAGUGGAAAAAGGCAUGAGAACUGGGGAGAAGGCAACAAAGCCCUCAACUGCACAGAUACACUUGUUGAGGACCAACGAGUCCUCACUAGAGAAGGACUUUAUGAGUGCAGCAAAUGUGGAAAAGCCUGUACUCGAAGAUGUAACCUCAUUCAGCACCAGAAAGUCCACACUGGAGAACGGCCUUAUGAAUGCCAUGAAUGUGGAAAAUUGUUUACCUACCUCUCCAGUUUCAUUAUACACCAGAGGGUUCACAGUGGAGAAAGACCUUAUGAAUGCAGCGAAUGUGGGAAAUCUUUUAGCCAAAGCUAUAGCCUCAACAGCCAUAGGAAAGUUCACACAGGAGAAAAACCUUAUGAGUGCAGGGAAUGUGGGAAGUCUUUUAGUCAAAGAUCUAAUCUCAUUCAGCAUCAGAGAGUUCACACUGGAGAAAGGCCUUAUGAGUGCAGUGAAUGUGGGAAAUCUUUUAGCCAAAACUUUAGCCUCAUUUACCACCGGAGAGUUCACACUGGAGAAAGGCCUCAUCAGUGCAGUGAAUGUGGAAAAUCCUUUAGCCGAAGCUCUAGCCUCAUUCACCACAGAAGACUUCAUACUGGAGAGAGGCCUUAUGAGUGCAGUAAAUGCGGGAAAUCCUUUAAGCAAAGCUCCAGCUUUAGCUCACAUCGGAAAGUCCACACAGGAGAAAGGCCUUAUGAGUGUGGGGACUGCGGAAAAUCAUUUAGCCAUAGCUCCAACCUCAAGAAUCACUGGAGGGUUCACACUGGAGAAAGGCCUGUUGAGUGCAGUGAAUGUGGGAAAUCAUUUAGCUGUAAAUCUAACCUUGUUAAACACCUGAGAGUUCACACUGGAGAAAGGCCUUAUGAGUGUGGGGAAUGUGGAAAAUCAUUUAGCCAAAGUUCCAGCCUCAUUCAGCACCAGAGAGUUCACAUUGGAAAAAGGUCCUGAGUGCAGUGAAUGUUGGAAAAAACUUUUCAGCUACAAAUAUGACCUCAUUCAACCCCAGAGAUGUCACACCAGUGAAAGGCCUUAGAUAUGCUGGGAUGUGCAUUUUCCUUCUAGUAUAUUUGCACUGGAAAAGUUGUGACUGAGCCAUCUGAUGCAUCUGAAAAUCUACACUGGGGAGAUUCCCCUUAAGUUUCAGGUAUGUAGGAAUCUUUAAGAAACUGUGCUUUACUUUAUUAGGGGCUUCCCUUGUGGCUCAAUUACCUGCCAGGCCCUUUCCAGCUUUAUGCCACUGCCAGUUUCAUUCCUAUCACCUGGCAGCUUCACACAGUGUGGAAAUUACCUCCCAAUAUGCUCAGGGAAGCUGACUUCUGUCCCAUCCCUUUCUGUGGAGGGAAGUAAUGAGUAGUCUUAGCUCUUAUGGCAUCCUCAUUCCUUUCUCAUUUCUAAAGUAGGGCAUGGACCUCACUCAGUUUGGGCCCAGUGGACCCAGUUUCAGUUCUGUUGGUGACUUGCCAGCAAGGACUACAUUUUCAGGGACAUGUUAGUUUCUGGUGACACUUCUGGUUUCCCCAGCUUCCAAGUCACCAAGCUGAGAACUUCAUGCCUUGCAUUCCUUUGCAUUUGGCAAUAAUAAAGGCAUUAAUGUUUCAGCCCUCUUUGGUCUGGGGCUUCUAUUCAUUUUAUAUGAGGAGAUGGGAAGAAAAUGGGGCUCUAGCAGCAUUAAUGAUGGCACAGCUUUCAUGGGGGUCCUGUGCUUUGUGUGCCUCACCUCAGUAUGACUGAAGAAUGUAGCUCUCUUUGUGGGGUUGGCCUAAUGUAAAUACAUUGUUGCUCAAGGUCUCCUCAGAAAGACUGCAAGGCUUUGGGGUCCUGAUUUGUGGACUGUGUAUCAGGGUUUUUUUGUGGGCUCAGAAAACAUGAGGAGUCAUGAAGUUGUGACAACCUCCAGUGCUUCUGGAAACAUGAAUUGUUAUUCACAGUGAAUGAUCACAUAAUGCUCAGCAGUUAACCUAUAAAAGAACCACAUGUCCUGAUCCCCAGAAUUCACUAGAUAGUUCCACUGUAAGACUACAGGGCUGGAGGGAACCAUGUUCGUCAAGUAACCCUGGAGCGGAGGAGAUUGCAGUGAAGUAGGUGGAUAUGUCCUAACAUUGCAUCAGCAGAGGCUCCAGUGACUGUGCCUGUGCAGUAUCAGUGUGCACAGAUGCUUGAACAUCUAGAAUGUUCAGCCAAAGGCCAUUGCCACAGAGGCAGAUAACCAAACAGAGAAAGAUCCCUUCAUCCACAGUGUGGUUCUGUGAUCAGCCAGCAUUCCUGUUAACUCAGGUGGGAAGAAAUCUAUUCUCAUCAGUAUUUGCUGCCACUAAGAAAAGGGUGCUUCUCCAAGGUCAUCAGAAGAGAGGCAAUAUAGGAUUGUGAGACAUGAGGAGUUUUCAUUUUGGUUUUGCUUGUUCUUUGAGGCUUCCAGGAUCAUAGUUCCCUCACCAGUGACUGAACCCUGGGCCAUGGCAGUGAAAGUGCCAAUUCCUAGCCACUGGACCACUAGGGAUUUCUCAAUAUCUGAUUUCCUAAAAAGUGUGACAGACCUAGAUUUUUUGAGUCAUUUUGUAAAUUUUUAUUCAGGUGUAGUUGACAUAUGAUAUAGUGUAUCUAUUUGAAGUGCAGAAUCUAAAUAUUUUGAGAUUCUUAAGUGAUAAUAUAUAAGUAGUUCAUUCUUUAUUGCUGAGUAGUAUCGUUUCUAUAGUUAUGUUGUUUGUUCAUCCAUUCAUCUGGUUAUGGUCAUUUGGGUUAUUUCUACUGUGGGUUAUUGUAAAUAAAGGUGCUAGAACGUU